Molecule: messenger RNA, 840 nt
Organism: Cylindrotheca closterium
Lineage: Eukaryota; Bacillariophyta; Bacillariophyceae; Bacillariales; Bacillariaceae
Source: the annotation of a GenBank genome assembly
AUGACGAGUAAUCCUCAGGGUGCCCAACAGCACGAUGAUCAACAAGAUACAAAGCAGAAGCAUGAUACUCAUACUAAGCAUCAUCAUAAGCAUCAUCAUAAGCAUCACCACAAGCAUCACCACAAGCAUCAUGGUGCAACAAAAGAGGACCAUGAGAAAAAGCGCAAACAUCACAAGCAUCAUCACCACAACCGUCACAAAUACGAUCAACCAAACGACGAUGAUUUGGACAUUCUCAUCAAGGAAGCUAGAAAGGAGCUUCGGGAAAUCAAGAUUGAUGGCGUGAUGACCAGAGAUGAACGGGAAGAAGAAAUAUAUGCCCUUCAGACGAGGCUCUAUGAACAGCGGAAGAAACUGUUGCAUCUGGCCCAUCGCUGUCAGGCUGUCUUUUCGUUUGGGGAGUAUAUUCAAAUCAUUCAAACCACCUACUCGUCCGACAAAAUUGCCACAGUACCAAUCAAGAAUAUCAUUCCAGAUGACGGAGAACCGCGAGGACAUGCUGUACCCAAAAACAGAGCAAUGGUUCCUCAACAUUUCAAGUUGACCCAUACGAUAUUUGCAUGGUUCGAAGCCUAUUUAUUGAAACGAUUGCAUAUGGCCAUGCUGCAGCAAAGACAAAUGAAUAUUCAUUCCAGGACAUGGAGUGGGGUCGUUUCGGAUUUGUACUUUCAGAUUCCCAUGCUCAAGAAAAAAUUUACCAAGAAUUUGGAAAUUCUAAAAGUUAGCAAACAAAAUGUGGCGGCGGAGAAGCAGCAAAAGCAAGAUGCCUAUAAGGAGCAUGUGCAACUGCAAGCGAAGAUUAUCACUAAAUUGAAAGAAUCAGGUGCUACGGGGACAUAA